Molecule: messenger RNA, 1823 nt
Organism: Salvelinus fontinalis (brook trout)
Lineage: Eukaryota; Metazoa; Chordata; Actinopteri; Salmoniformes; Salmonidae
Product: zinc finger protein 239-like
Exons: 2
Coding region: 221-1150 (309 amino acids)
Biological process (GO): regulation of immune system process; negative regulation of transcription by RNA polymerase II; regulation of cytokine production
Source: RefSeq, a predicted model, not a curated record
ACUAAUUUUAGAGAAAGAAAUUGCCAGAACUGUCAAGACAAUAACUUUUUGUCUGUUUGUCUUUAUUACUACAGGACGACUAGAAUUAAGUCUGAGGCCGUUAACAUCAACAGUGAGGACAAACCCAGCCUGCCUCUCUCCUUCCACACUGAGUAGAAACCUACAGUCACUGGGUCCUGAUUGUGACAGUGGAGCCCAGUUUGCUCUGCAGGAUCCAGAGAUGGCAUCAGUGAAGCUGGAAGACUGCAGUCAAACACUGGAGCUGAAUGUCAUCAUUAAAGAUGAAGAAGAGGAGGAGAAGAUUGGGAAAUCUGUUUCUCAUGGAGACCAUGUUGAGACAUUCUCUACAUCCAGAGAGCAACAGCAGGAAGAUCACAGAGCUAAGUGGUCUCACCACUGCCCACAUUGUGAGGAGAAUUUUUCAGUUCUAUCAACACUAAAAAUACACUUGAAAAUACACCUAGGAGAGAAUCUUUAUUCCUGUACUGACUGUGGGAAGAAUUUCUCAACAUCAAAGGUUCUAACAGUUCAUCAGAGAGUACAUACAGGAGAAAAGCCUUACUCCUGCUCUGAAUGUGGGGCGAGUUUCUCUCAACUGGGCACCUUAAAACGACAUGAACGUGUACACACAGGAGAGAAGCCUUACUCCUGCUCUGACUGUGGAAAGAGUUUCUCUCGACCCGAUGACUUAAAAACACACGAACGUAUACAUACAGGAGUGAAGCCUUACUCCUGCUCUGACUGUGGAAAGAUUUUUUCUCGACUGGGCCACUUAAAAACACAUGAACGUAUACAUACAGGAGUGAAGCCUUACUCCUGCUCUGACUGUGGAAAGAGUUUCUCUCAACUGGGUGAAUUAAAAAUACAUGACCGUAUACAUACAGGAGUGAAGCCUUACUCCUGCUCUGACUGUGGAAAGAGUUUCUCUCAACUGGACAGCGUGAAAACACAUGAACGUAUACACACAGGAGAGAAGCCUUACUCCUGCUCUGACUGUGGAAAGAGUUUCUCUAAGCUGGACAACUUAAAAAGACAUGAACGUAUACAUACAGGAGUGAAGCCUUACUCCUGCUCUGACUGUGGAAAGGGUUUCUCUCGACUGAGCCACUUAAAAACACAUGAACGUAUACAUACAGGAGUGAAACCUUAAUCCUGCUCUAAUUGUGUAAAAUGCUUCACAUCAACUCACCUAAAAGUUAAUCAGAGAACACACGGGAGAGAAGCCUUUCUACUGCUCUGACUGUGGAAAAAGUUUAUUUUGAAUGUGCCUGUUAAAAGACACCAAGGUAAACAUAAAGAAGAGAAGACUUACCACUGAUCUGACUGUAUAUUAUUAUUUUUGUAAACAACAGCUGAUCUAAAAGUUCAUUAGAGAACAGACACAGGAGAGAAGCAUUACUUCUGCUCUGACUGUGGCAGGAGUUUCUCUGGCCAGAUUGGCAAUGUAAAGACACAACAACUGAUACACACUUGAGAGAAGCCUUAUCACUGCACUGACAGUGAGAAGAGAUUCUACAAUUUGGGCCAUUUUAAAAAGACACCAUUGUGUACAUAAAGGAGAGACCUCAUCAUUUCUCUCAGACCAGCUAAGGUUAGUCACUCCCCUUAAUUCUCAUGACAUUAAAUAAUUGGCAAUGUUGAAUUGGAUCAAAUGAAGAAAGCGUAGAACACUAUUGUAAUCCUAUAGUUUCUCACUGUGAGAGAACUGUACAGAGGAAAGGGAGUGUUAUAGAAUGUUAGUCUCUUUACUGAUCAGUGUGCACCGUGUCAGUUUUGGUGUGUUUUUUUAGCUUCUACUGUAAAGAUAUUGAGAUGACCUUGGA